This is a messenger RNA of Doryrhamphus excisus (bluestripe pipefish), 4037 nucleotides long. The record is from RefSeq and is a predicted model, not a curated record. Lineage: Eukaryota; Metazoa; Chordata; Actinopteri; Syngnathiformes; Syngnathidae.
GUCUGAUUACGUCACGUGGGGCGUCCAUGGCAAAGUGCGAACAGACACACAUAACAUUUUUCUGUCAGUUGUUGUCUUUUCAGAAUGAAAAUGCUUCACUUUAAGGACUUCUUCUGGAGCUCUGACUUGACGUGCACGGGUGGUUAUGACAUCAUCAUCCAGUACCUGAAUGACGGCAGGCGAACAUGCAAAGAGGUGGUGGAGUUCAUCAGGGCCAGGGCGUCCAUUGAGGAGAAAUAUGCCAAAGAACUGCUGGGUUUAUCUAAGAAGGUUUGUGGACACAACGAGAUGAACACAUUAAAACGAUCUCUGGACAUAUUCAAAUUACAGACCGAACAUGUGAGUCUGUCACACUUACAGCUGGCACACAGCAUGAGGGAGGAGGCCAAGAAACUGGAGAUCUUCCGAGAGAAGCAAAAAGAGGCGAAGAAGAAGGUGGAACAACACAUGGAGGUUCUCCACAAGCACAAGUGCUCCCAGCUGAAGAGAACAAUGGAGUCAAAGCGGACGUACGAGCAGAAGUGCAAAGAUAAAGAAGAAGCGGAACAGAAUGUGAACAGAUGCGGCAGCAGCAGCAUCAAGCACAUGGACAAGCUCUGCGCUAAAGCACAGCAGGCCAAAGUGAAUGCAGAGGAAGCAGACAGGCUUUACCGUCAGAGUGUGAUCUCGCUGGCCAAGAUCAGAGAAGAUUGGCUGAAGGAGCACAUCCAGGCCUGCGAGGUGUUUGAGCAGCAGGCCGCCGACCGCAUCAGUUUCGUAAGAAACACAAUAUGGACUCACCUGAACUUACUGUCGCAGCGAUGCGUGAGCCAAGACGAGCUGAACGAGGACGUCAGGAAGUCUUUGGAAAAGUGUGACAUCCAAGAAGAUAUCGAACACUUUGUUAAGCUGCGGCGCACUGGGGAGAAACCGCCAGCUCCAGUCCUGUAUGAGAACUUCUACAGUGGUCAAAGGGUUCCUCCACUUCUCAUCGGGGCAUGCCCAUCACCCCGAACCGACAAUAGAAGUGAUGCAGUCAACUCACACAUGCAAGAUGCGGGCUACAGUGUUGUCCGCUAUUGAGGGGAAAUACUGGUGCUCUAUAAUGGCGUGCUUGGAUGAGUUUGGUGUGGAAGAAGACUGCCUUUGGGGUGAAGUAGGGCGGUGGAGGUGAUCCUUAGGGGUAACAUCAGUGACAUUUGGAAAAUGGAAUCCCACACCCACUCCAUAAAUCUGACCAUUUUAAUUUAAAUUCUGUACAUAUAGUAAAUUUGAAUUAAUAUUUCCCCUUUAAAUAAAAAUGCUUUAUUCCAACCAUGUUUGGCAGUUGACAAUUUGACAUUUCUUCUCUUCUCAUGAUGCAGGGUGUAGAUUCUGUAUGCCAAUCAAAGGAGUGCCCCAAAGUGUAUUGAGAUCCUCCAUCUCCGGAUGAGUUUUAAACUUUUGAGUUUCCAAGCGACAGCCUCAAAACCCUCAGAAUUUGGAGAGUAUCUGUCAAGAGGAGCGGACCAAAAUACCCUCUCAUAUGCUCCACAAGUCCACAUAUUUUGUCUGGUGAUGUUACGAAGAAUGCUCUGAUCGGAUCAAAUCCAGAAUCAGUUGGAUGGUCCUCUCGCCUUGAUGGGGCAAAGAAAAAGUGGGUUCAGUCAUGCGUGGGAGCGAGAAGAGAGGCACGUUUUGUCCUGAUUGGGUGUACCUUCUAAACUCAUGCGAGGGUUUUCAAGUUUCUUCUCCAGCAAGGAGUCCAGCAGCUUCCUGAGGUGUUUGAAGAUCACGCCGAUCCGCACAGGAGCCUUGAAACCAAAUGGAUUUGGCAGUUGCUUAUGAAUCACAUCGAAAUUGCCUGUCAAAAAAAUUGGCACAGCACCGUCAGGUGGCUGUUACCUGGAAGUGCAUCCAUCCGUCCAGCGUAAUGAGGCGUUCUCUGUGCUGGAUGUCGAUGUCUCCUCCAAACAGCAGCAUUGGGAAGGGAGAUAUCAGAGUGGUGUCUCGUAGGUAGAUCUUUGUGUACUUCACCUGAGGAUGAAUAUGAUUGACAUCUGGUUAUUCACCAGAGAAGGAGAAUGAAGGAGGUUGAGGAGGUGGUCCAACCUUCUCCUGGUAGAGCAGCCAUCCAUGUGUCUGCAGGUUGCGGUUCACCGACGAAGGAUGCACCUGGGCCUUGCCUUGCGGUGUCUCCGCCGAGCACGCCACCCGCUCCAGAACGUCCACGGAGGUGGUGCAGAGGAUCCGUGCCACGCUGUCAUACAGGCCGGCUGUCAGAACCGACCCCAGCACGGACACCAUCUGCUUGGACGCGGCCGGGGGCGGCGUGCGCGGAGAGGCGGGACCGCGAGACGAGCAGAAGCCCGCCUGCUCCAUCAUCUUCAUCAGGUCGUGCUUCACAUCCUAAUGAAAAGAAGCUUUUUAAUGUAUUUUGUAGCAUUUUAUGGCAGAAUAGGCAGUAAAUGUCUGUCUUGCCUCUAUAGUCGCAAGAGCGGCGCGAUUGAGGAAGUGUUUUCGGCAGAAGGACAUUUCCGCUUUAAGUCCUUCCUUCUGGGAGUUCUUCCAUCUAAAAAGAAUGAAGUCGUGUUCAUCAUGAUAAAAAUCAAAGGUUCUUUAGGAACUGAGGUCCUUACCCUAGAUAUGCAUUGUAUAUGGUCAUGUGAUCAGAGUUGGCCAACGCCAGUGCCGCUUUGGCCAGGUUGGCUUCCUCCUUCCUGUUCAUGGGUGUGGAGAAGGGAGACUUCUCUGUAAUGGCUGCUGCGAUGGUCGCCUGGAACACAUCGGUGGGGAACGUCACACAUCGCCAGCCAGAUACAACGUUUCAUAAAAGACAACGUACAAUCGGCUCCAGGCAGCCAAAGAUGGCGCCGUAGAUGAGCAUCUUGCCGAUCUUGACGUUGACGGGCAGGUUGGCCAGAUGUUGUCCCAGAGGGGUGAGGAGGUGACUGCUGGGCUGACAGGCGCCGAUCUUCCUCAGCAGGUUGACGGCGUUGCUGACCGACUGAGGCUGAGGAGGAUCCAGGGCGCGACUCAGGAAGUCCUCCGGGGAGCCGUACUCGCAUUUCUAAGCAGCGGCGAGACAGGGAGGUCCUGAUUACGCACAUUUGACAGACUUUUGGUCGGAAUGUUACGUCCAAGCGCGUGAAAGGUUGAAGAAUUUAGAGAAAAACGCGGGGUCAAACCACCAUCAUGUUUAGUGAGCAUCUAAAGCAGUGUGAUGAUAACCAUAGAACUUACUCCAACACAGCAAUUAAUUAACAUGUGGCUUGUGAAGUCUAAUAAUAUCUAUAAAAGUAGUUUUGAAAUUAGAACAACUAGAUUUUGUUCGUUUUUGGAGGCUCUACUUUUUCAAGAUUACUUUUUUUCAUUGCUAAUCUGCAUUUUUCUACAAGUUAAUAGAAAUAUAAAGUGUGCAAAUGUCACUAUUUUUUUUUGGUUGUGACUGGUUAGUGGACUGCUGCUAAGAAAAGGGAAGUACUGUCCACUUGUCUUAUCAGUAGCAGACAAACGUUCCGAGAUGGUCACUUCCUCUCUCUUCUUAAUAGCAUGUGAACUUUGUUUUCAUUUGAGGUAAUCCUUUCUGUAAUAUUACCAUGAUAUGAAGGCAAAGCUCCUCCAGGGGGACCCGAAGUAUCUCUGGAACAGAGUAUUCCAUGAAAGCAUCAAACCUGAGGCAAAAAAUCACAAUGUUUCAUUUUAAUGCAACCCGUUGGUUCCAGUGUGGUCUUGUGGUACUUGUUCACCUGUAUUUUGGAUAGAGUCUGAAGCAGAAGCCGUUGCGGACCCGUCCUGCUCUUCCCUGCCUCUGGAGGGCGCUGGCUUUGGACACAAAGGUUUCCACCAGGGAGCUCAUCUGGCUGCUUUCAUGGUACCUGAAAAAUCACCAAUGUAUCAUAAUAAAUCUUAUUAUUGUAAUUAGUUUUAUCAUUUUUUAAAUAAUUGUAUUAUUAAUAGUAGUAGUAGCUGUUGUAGUACUAGCAGUCAGUAGAGCACAAUAGAGAAGUGAAAAAAACUGUCUUGUGAAAGCAUCUUCCUGCUGUAAAAUGUUGACUAUAUUGACUUGUGUGAAAGCU